Molecule: messenger RNA, 730 nt
Organism: Pseudogymnoascus destructans
Lineage: Eukaryota; Fungi; Ascomycota; Leotiomycetes; Thelebolales; Thelebolaceae
Gene: RPL30
Product: 60S ribosomal protein L30
Exons: 3
Coding region: 66-395 (109 amino acids)
Cellular component (GO): cytosolic large ribosomal subunit
Molecular function (GO): RNA binding; structural constituent of ribosome
Source: RefSeq, a predicted model, not a curated record
AUCUUCCAACAACCGCCAAUCGCCAACCAACAACCACCCUACCUUCAACCCUUCUCAUCCUCGAAAUGGCUCCCUCCCGUAAGGAUAAGAAGUCCGGCGACACCAUCAACUCGCGCCUCGCGCUUGUGAUGAAGUCCGGCAAGGUCGUCCUCGGCUACAAGUCCUCGCUCAAGCAGCUGCGCAUGGGCAAGGCCAAGCUGGUCCUCAUCUCUGGCAACACCCCUCCCCUCCGCAAGUCCGAGCUCGAGUACUACGCCAUGCUCUCCAAGAGCCCCGUCCACCACUUCAACGGCAACAACCUGGAGCUCGGCACCGCUUGCGGUAAGAUGUUCCGCGUUGGCACCAUGGUCGUCCUCGACGGCGGUGACUCCGAUAUCCUGAGCCAGGUGGCUUAAGGAGUGAGAGUCUCUUUUUGGUGGUUUGGGUGGUCACUAGGCGUCAUUUUGAUGUCAACCGGAGAAAUUAACUUGAGCGAGAAGUGUGGAGGGUACAUUUUCCCUUUAUAUAUACCCAUCAAUGCCAAAUUAGCGUCCCACCCAACUUAAAUGUCUACUCGUGAUUAUCAGAGAUGACUAUUACCCGGCGCGUCCUUGAUACCACGCGAGACGAGAUGGAUUUAAUACCACCACCCAAUCCGCUAUAUCAACUUGUCGGCUCACAGGAUCUAAGAGAGAAAAACUAUGGGCAGGAGUAGUCAUUGUACGAAAGAUUACUACUGCGAUUUUCAAAG